CUUGUAUACAACAUGUGAUUACCCCCGCUAGGUUAUACUUCGACACUUGAGUAGAUGAGAGCGAAAUAACAGCAGGGGUCGAGUUAAGUGGGAUAUUCGCGUCUGUAUUUUUGUAGUACAUGAUGGAUUCGGAACCAGGACCCUCGACAUCUUUACCUUUUAAGAUGCCCCAGCCAAAACGAAAAGCAUCUUUGGAGUGCCCAGGAUCAUUGAAAGUUGAUUUACCAGACUGGGUGUCUAACUGGAAAAGACACAAUCUUGAGAGCUUAAACAUUUACUACGCAAAAGACUUUUCCCUGGAUCCACUCGAAGUACUUAAACGAAUGAAAACAGUAACAGAUUUGGAUGAGGAACAACUCUCAUACAUUCACUCAGUACGGGAUUUCUUGAAGUUUGAUGCAUCAGUUUUAAAGUUAAAGUUUCAAAGAUCAGUGGUUCAAUCCACAAUUGCUAGAUUAUAUUCAAAGCUGACAAAAGAACCUAACAUGAUAACUACCAUGAAAGAAGCUUUUGUUACACAAAAAGUAAAGCGUUUUAUAACUGCAUUUGACAGACUUCUUUCAGAAGUGUAUGAACAUCAUAGACAAUUGAAAUCCUAUGAAGGAGUUUAUUCACGAUUUGUGUGUGGAUUUGCAGAUUUAUGUUGCCUAGAACCUAUAAUAUGUUCCAAGGCUGAGCAAACAGUUUGGAAAAAUUUAAGAGGCAAAACAAUAAAAUCAGAGCCAGAUUUUCGUUUUUUCAAGCUUGGACUUCAACAGCAAAGAACAGAUACAUGUGUUUCUAUUGUUGAAGUAAAGAAUAAUGCAAAGUCAUGUCCCCAAAAACGGAAAAGAAUGAGAAGUUCUACCAGUGGCACCAGUGAGUCUUCCUCUGAUACUGCUUACAGCAGCACACAUUCAGAUGGACAUAGAAGAAAAAGCCCAAGAUUACGGGCUGCUGAAAAAAUUGAACCACCUUUAAUUCAAGAUAUUACCACUAAAAGAGUUCUGGGACAACAUGGUGGAGAACUUCUGUUGGAUCUAAACAGAUACUAUGGAGAUUUGAAAAUUGAUAUACUAACUAUUCCUGGGAUGAUAGUUGAUGAAACAACAGUCAUAUUCACUCUUUUAGAAAUGUCAAGGAAGCAUUUAGAAAAGUUGAAAAACAACCAAGAGCUUGAAGAACAAGAUGAUGCUACCAUUUAUUAUUCACCACCUUAUGAUAUUCUCUGUGAAGAAUCUCGAGGUAUCUUGAUAGAAAAUUUUAUGAGACUUAAUAACAUAAAUAUAUAAAUGAUAUUGUACAAAGUACUCUAUACAAAAUAUUUUUAAGAUCACUUGGUAUAACACACCAUGUCAUCUUUUUCCAUCAAUUGGCAAAGUUGUUUGUUUGUCCAAAAAUCAUAAAAAUUCUGGGCCAAACAUUAUCAAAUUUUUUCCUGAAUUUUGACUAGUGAAGCUUGAAUAAAAACUGUAUAUGGGACAAUUUUACAUAAUUUUUUUAAUGUUAAAAAAUCCUACAGGACUACUGUGGAUUCAUUAUUAUUUGUUGGAUACCAAUUUUCGUUGAUUUCUUGGGUACAGAUAAAUUACAAAAUCAAAUUUUCAAUAAAUAACAAAUUUUCUACAGGCUUGUAUGUAGACUUCAGCAAAAACACGAAAUUGAAUUUGCAAGAACAUGUUAGAUUUCUUAAAUCCAUGAAAAAUUGGUACCCACGAAAAUAAAUGAAUCCACAGUAAUUCCAACUAAGCUUUAGGGCAUACCAUACAGUUUUGAACCUAUAUUUACAAGUUGAUGAAAAUUUGCAUAUAGGCUAUUUUUACCUGAUUAAACAAAUAUGUAAUAAAAAAUAUACCUUCAUGUGCUAUUUUUUGAGUAAAUUGAGGUCCAAAUGAUGUAUAUUUGCCCAAAAUUCAGAUUUGUGGCCAUAUAAUUUUUUUUCCAAAAGAAAGGCGUAACUUGUUUAGCUCACCUGGCCCAAAGGGCCAAAUGAGCUUUUCUCAUCACUUGGCAUCCGGCGUCGUCCUACGUCCAUCGUCCGGCGUUGUUAACUUUUACAAAAAUCUUCUCCUCUGACACUGCUGGGCCAAAUUAAACCAAACUAGGCCACAAUCAUUAUUGGGGUAUCUAGUUUAAAAAUUGUGUCUGGUGACCUGCCCAACCAACCAAGAUGGACGCCAUGGCUAAAAAUAGAACAUAGGGGUAAAAUGCAGUUGUUGGCUUAUAACUCGAAAACAAAAGCAUUUAGAGCAAAUCUGACAUGGGGUAAAAUGUUAAUCAGGUCAAGAUCUAUCUGCCCUGAAAUUUUCAGAUGAAUCAGACAACCCAUUGUUGGGUUGCUGUCCCUGAAUUAGUAAUUAUCAGGAAAUUUUGCUGUUUUUUUGUUAUUAUCUUGAAUAUUAUUAUAGAUAGAGAUAAACUGUAAACAGCAAUAAUGUUCAGCAAAGUAAGAUUUACAAAUAAGUCAACAUGACUGAAAUGGUCAGUUGACUUGUUUAGGAGUAAUUGCCCUUUAUAGUCAAUUUUUUACCAUUUUUUGUAAAUCUUAGUAAUGUUUUACAAAAAUCUUCUCCUCUGAAACAACUGGGCCAAAUUAAAACAAACUUGGCCACAACUAUCAUUGGGGUAUCUAGUUUAAAAAAAUGUGUGGCGUGACCCCGCCAACCAACCAAGAUGGCCGCCACAGCUAAAAAUAGAACAUAGGGGUAAAAUGCAGUUUUUGGCUUAUAAAUCAAAAACCAAAGCAUUUUUAAGCAAAUCUGACAUGGUGUUAAAUGUUCAUCAGGUAAAGCUCUAUCUGUCUGAAAUUUUCAGAUGAAUCGGACAACCCAUUGUUGGGUUGCUGCCCCUGAAUUGGUAAUUUUAAGGAAAUUUUACUGUUUUUGGUUAUUAUCUUGAAUAUUAUUAUAGAUAGAGAUAAACUGUAAACAGCAAUAAUGUUCAGCAAAGUAAACAAAUAAGCCCUUUAUAGUAAAUUUUCAACCAUUUUUCUUUAAUCUUAGUAAUCUUUUACAAAAAUCUUCUCUGAAACAACUGGGCCAAAUUUAACCAAACUUGGCCACAACUAACAUUGAGGUAUCUAGGUUAAAAAAUGUUUUGUGUGACCCGGCCAACCAACCAAGAUGGCUGCCACAGCUAAAAAUAGAACAUGGGGGUAAAAUGCAGUUUUUGUCUUAUAACUCAAAAACCAAAGCAUUUAGAGCAAAGCUGACCAGGUGUUAUAUUGUUCAUCAGGUAAAGAUCUAUCUGCCCUGAAAUUUUCAGAUGAAACGGACAACCCAUUGUUGGGUUGCUGCCCCUGAAUUAGUAAUUUCAAGGAAAUUUUGCUGUUUUUGGUUAUUAUCUUGAAUAUGAUUAUAGAAAGAGAUAAACUGUAAACAGCAAUAAUGUUCAGCAAAGUAAGAUUUACAAAUAAGUCAACAUGACAGAAUUGGUCAGUUGACCCAUUUAGGAGUUAUUGCCCUUUAUAGUCAAUUUUCAACCAUUUUACGUAAAUCUUAGUAAUGUUUUACAAAAAUCUUUUCCUCUGAAACUACUGGGCCAAGUUAAUUAUAUAUAGAGAUAAUUGUAAGCAGCUAGAAUGUUCAGUAAAUUAAGAUGUACAAACACAUCACCAUCACCAAAACAAAAUUUUGUCAUGAAUCAAUCUGCGUCCUGUGUUUAAUAUUCACAUAGACCAAGGUGAGCGACACAGGCUCUUUAGAGCCUCUAGUUGUUUUAAAAGUUAAAACACAAAUUAUUUUUUGUUAUUAAAUAAUGGGUCCAUGCACUUGUUUUCAAAUGAAAUCAGUUUGAAUGAUAAAAAUCAGUCGAAAAAUGCAUCUUUUCCCAAUAUGUCACAGUUUGACGUCGCGAAAAUAACAUUUGACCUUAGCAACGUCAUUACCUCCCCUGUAACUGUAUUGUAUGCCCUUAAGCUGAAUGAUCCCUAGGGUAUUUAGAUGAAAGUGUGUUUUAUUUUCUGUUUUAUCAAAAUACAUGGCUACCAUGGCUAAAAUAAGAACAUGAAGUACAAUAGUUUUGGGCUUAUAACUCAUGAGCUAAAGCAUUUAGAGCAAAUCUGACAUGCAGUUAAACAGUUCAUUAUGUUAUCUUCUUUCACCCCAUGAAUUUUCAGGUAAAUCUUUCAGCCUAUUGUUGGGUUGUUCUAAAAUGUAUGAAAAUUUGGAAAAUUGAAAACGUUUUAUUUUAAUUUUUGCUCUUUCAUCUUUAAUCAGUAGACUCUUGUCCCAUGAACAAUGCCUCAGGGGAUUGUACACUUCGUUAGUGCAGUUAUUAAGAGUUCUUUUAAAAUUAACUGACAAUGAAAAGUCAUCCAUGUAUAGCUAUGUGUAAAUAUCUGUUUUGAUUGUAUUGUAAAACAAAACUUAUGAAUUCUCUAUAAAAUUGUCAAUCUGAGUAACUUCACACUCACAUAAUUUUUUUUGUUAAAUAGUUAUUACUCUUUUUUAGCUCACCUGGCCCAAAUGGCCCAAUGAGCUUUCUCAUCACUGGUUGUCUGUCAUCUGUCAUGGUCAGUCUUUAACAUUUACAAAAAUCUUCUCCUGAAACCAGCUAGGCAAAGUGAACUUAACUUGGUCAUAAUCAUCAUUAAGGUAUCUAGACUAAAAAUGUGUGCAAUUAAACGGCAUGCCAACCAACAUGGACACAAUGGCUAAAACAAGAACAUAGGGUUAAAAUGUAGAUUUUUGUUAUAUCUCUGAAACCCAUCAGGGUUAAAAUUAUUCAUUAAGUCAAGAUCUAUCUGCCCUGAUAUUUUUAGACAAAUCAGAUGAUCCUUUGUGGGGUUGCUGCCUCCAAUCGAAACAUUUUAGUCAAUUAUCAUAAAAAUAAUAUGAUAUUUACAGAGAAACAUUUUUUUUCCAUUAUGAAUAAGAUACAGAAAAACAUAUUAGACUGAACAAUCAGAAAUUAAUGAUAAACAAAAUAGAGAUUUUUGUCAUGAAGUGUCAAUAUUGGAGAGUUGCCUUUGUUUGAUAUGCACAUACACAAAGGUGAUUGACACAGGCUAAAGUGUCUAGUUUUAAAUCGGUAUAUUACUGGUGAAAUGUUGUGUAAAUUAAAAAAAAACAAGCUUGAACUAGCUAAAGAUAUAUAUAAUCAAUUUGAAUGAUUUGUUGAAUUUGUACAUAUCCUUUAUUGAUGGAUCUCACUUAUCUAUAUAUUUCUAAAGUCUUUUUACAUUUAUUAAUUUAUAUAUAUGUAGGACUCAAAUCUAUGGCGGGUUCCAAAUCUGUGGCAGAUUCCUAAUCUAUGGCAAAUGUGACGUUACAAACGCCAAACAACUCAAAUCUAUGGCAGAUUUUUGUUUACUCCAAAUCUAUGGCAGAUCUUGUGGAAAGGGUACCGUAUAACGUCACAAUUGAAUAUACCGCCAUAUUACAUCUUUGCCGCAGAUAAAGAUGGCGGAACCCAUAGAUUUGAACACCAUUCAAGAUAAAGAUAUUACCCUGCCAACAAUUUGCGGGUGGUUUAAAGGAAGAUGUGACAUAUUAUCCCGAAGAUGGACCAAAUGCACUGUACAUUUAUGAUUUUUUUUUGGUUGACCAUUAUGAAAUGUUCAUUUCACAAAUAUUUAUAGACAUGCUCCCGUUGUCGUAUUUUUUUCCACUUGCUUAUGACAAGUCAUUGGUAAACAAUGUACUGCAUUGUUUUUCAUUUGCACAAAACUUGCCAUAAAUUUGGAAACAACAUGAAUCCGCCAUAGAUUAGGAAAUUACAAAACUUGCCAUAGAUUUGGGAUGGCAUGACGUCACAUUUAACAUAGAUUAGGAAUCUGCCAUAGAUUUGGAACCCACUAUAUAUUUGAGUCCUACAUAUAUAGUCACCCACAGUCAAAAAAAAUUAAGACAUUAACAAUUUAAUCUUGAUUAAAUAUUAUAAACAAUUUUUUUUAAAUUUUGUAUAUAUUAAUUACAGUAUGUGAAUUUUUCUAUAAUACUGUAUUUUACAAUUAUUUAUUUAUAGGACUGGAUGAACAUCUCACCAAUCCACUUACUAUUUUCUUUGAAAUUAUAUAUUGAAUGUUCAUUCACUUUUGUAUAUAUAUAUAAAAUAAAGUAUAUGUGUAGAAAUUGUAAUUUUUCAUUUUUAUUAAUUUUUGUGUGUGUAAUUGCUAACUCAGCGUACUUUUGCAUGUUGCUGACAAACACACACAUUGAUUAUCACGAGCUUACAGUUUGUGAACUGAUUAGUUAGUUAGUACUUUGAUGGUUUAUUAUAUGGUUAAAAUGUAGAUUUUUGUUAUAUCUCUGAAACCCAUCAGGGUUAAAAUUAUUCAUUAAGUCAAGAUCUAUCUGCCCUGAUAUUUUUAGACAAAUCAGAUGAUCCUUUGUGGGGUUGCUGCCUCCAAUCGAAACAUUUUAGUCAAUUAUCAUAAAAAUAAUAUGAUAUUUACAGAGAAACAUUUUUUUUCCAUUAUGAAUAAGAUACAGAAAAACAUAUUAGACUGAACAAUCAGAAAUUAAUGAUAAACAAAAUAGAGAUUUUUGUCAUGAAGUGUCAAUAUUGGAGAGUUGCCUUUGUUUGAUAUGCACAUACACAAAGGUGAUUGACACAGGCUAAAGUGUCUAGUUUGAAAUCGGUAUAUUACUGGUGAAAUGUUGUGUAAAUUAAAAAAAAACAAGCUUGAACUAGCUAAAGAUAUAUAUAAUCAAUUUGAAUGAUUUGUUGAAUUUGUACAUAUCCUUUAUUGAUGGAUCUAACUUAUCUAUAUAUUUCUAAAGUCUUUUUACAUUUAUUCAUUUAUAUAUAUAGUCACCCACAGUUAAAAAAAAUUAAGACAUUAACAAUUUAAUCUUGAUUAAAUAUUAUAAACAAUUUUUUUUAAAUUUUGUAUAUAUUAAUUACAGUAUGUGAAUUUUUCCAUAAUACUGUAUUUUACAAUUAUUUAUUUAUAGGACUGGAUGAACAUCUCACCAAUCCACUUACUAUUUUCUUUGAAAUUAUAUAUUGAAUGUUCAUUCACUUUUGUAUAUAUAUAUAAAAUAAAGUAUAUGUGUAGAAAUUGUAAUUUUUCAUUUUUAUUAAUUUUUGUGUGUGUAAUUGCUAACUCAGCGUACUUUUGCAUGUUGCUGACAAACACACACAUUGAUUAUCACGAGCUUACAGUUUGUGAACUGAUUAGUUAGUUAGUACUUUGAUGGUUUAU
Messenger RNA from Mytilus trossulus (common blue mussel), 7129 nucleotides. RefSeq lists its product as uncharacterized. The coding region runs from base 120 to 1271 and encodes 383 amino acids. The transcript is spliced from 5 exons. The record is from RefSeq and is a predicted model, not a curated record. Lineage: Eukaryota; Metazoa; Mollusca; Bivalvia; Mytilida; Mytilidae.